Messenger RNA from Lineus longissimus, 813 nucleotides. RefSeq lists its product as uncharacterized. The coding region runs from base 1 to 813 and encodes 270 amino acids. NCBI's taxonomy places the organism in Eukaryota, Metazoa, Nemertea, Pilidiophora, Heteronemertea, Lineidae. The record is from RefSeq and is a predicted model, not a curated record. The transcript has 2 exons.
AUGAAGUUGACGGCAGCAGGAUCUGCUCUGAGGAGAAGAUUGGGAAAGUUUGUCAACUGGGAAAAAGCCCUGAAUGAUGACGACAACGACAACAAUUACGAUGAUAACGACAGCAGCGGCGAGGGCGGCGAUGGCAGCGGUGGUGAUGACGACGGCAGCGGCGAUGGCGAUGGCGGCGAUGGCGGCGGCGGCGAUGGCGACGAUGGCAGCGGCGGCGAUGGCGGCGGCGGCGAUGGCAGCGGCGGUUAUGGCGAUGGCGGCGGCGGCGAUGGCAGCGGCGGUUAUGGCGAUGGCAGCGGCGGUGAUGGCGGCGGCGGCGAUGGCAGCGGCGGUGAUGGUGAUGGCGAUGGCGGCGGCGGCGAUGGCAGCGGCGGUAAUAGCGGCGGCAGCGGCGGUAAUAGCGGCGGCAGUGACGACGACGACUACGGGAGCGGCAGUGGUAGCGGCGGUGGUAGCGGCGGUGGUAACGACGACGGCAGCGGCGAUGGCGACGCUGGCGACGGCAGCGGGGUGACGACGACGGCAGCGGCGACGGCGAUGGCAGCAGUGGCGAAGGCAGUGGUGGUGGCGACGGCAACGGUGACGACGACAGCAGCGGCGAUGGCGGCGGUGGUGACGGCAGUGGCGGUGACGACAACGGCGGCGACGAUGGUGACGGCAGCGGCGGUGACGACAACAGCGGUGGUGAAGACGACGGCAGCGGUGGCAAAGGCAGCGGUGGUGACGACGGCAGCGGUGGUGACGACGGCAGCGGUGGUGACGACGGCAGCGGUGGUGACGACGGCAGCGGCGGUGACGACAAUUACUUUUUAA